AUGGGGUCUUGUGAUGGUCUGGUGUGCCUAUGGUUCCAGUUCCUGGAUUCCCUUUUCCUUUGGAAUCCAGCCACAAGGGAGUACAAAGAAUUACCAAACUCAAAAAUAUAUAAUGUCUGUAUGGUUGCAUUUGGUUAUGAUUACAGGAGUAAAGACUACAAGCUACUAGCUGUUGAUUGUCAAGGUUUAUUCAAAGUCUAUUCGCUAGGAUCAAAUUCAUGGAAAACCAUUGGAAAUGUACCUUAUUUAUAUACUUAUCGUGAAGCCGAGGUGAUUCCUAUUGGAGAUUGUCACUGGUUAGCCAAAAGGAGGCAAGACUUUUCCGAUGUUUUAGUCUCUCCAAACACCAGCAACGAGAUAUUCAAAGAAAUUGAACUACCAAAAGAACCUUUGGAUACGGGUUUUAAGUUUCGCAAUUUGACGGUGUUGGAAGGGUGCCUGUGUGUAUUUGUUAAUGCUAAUUGCGUUCACCUUGAAGUAUGGGUAAUGCAGGACUAUGGAGUUCGGGAAUCUUGGACCAAGCGUUGUGUCAUUACCCAUGAUAAAAUUAUGAGUUGCCGGAUGUAG
This is a messenger RNA of Papaver somniferum (opium poppy), 567 nucleotides long. RefSeq names its product F-box protein At3g07870-like. The transcript has a single exon. NCBI's taxonomy places the organism in Eukaryota, Viridiplantae, Streptophyta, Magnoliopsida, Ranunculales, Papaveraceae. The coding region runs from base 1 to 567 and encodes 188 amino acids. The record is from RefSeq and is a predicted model, not a curated record.